GAGAAGUUGUGCAACUCUCCACGAGUUUUUGUCAAAAAGUUAUAACGCUUUGAAGUUCUCUAACACGGUAACGUACACCUCGCACCUUUCCGGUAGCAGAGUUACGUGGAAUGGCCGUAUAAAAUAAAUACGAUAAUCUAUAUACAGAGCUGUGAUCGCUGAUUUUGUUUUGGAUACUCUAGUGGUAUUACAAGAAACCCGCUUAAAGGUCAAUCAAAAGAUAUUCAUACACAAAUACUAACUUUAAUUAAAAAAUAUAUUGAACAUGAGACGGCCAUAGUUCUACAUGUUAUUCCAGCAUCCGUUGAUUUCACAACAUCCGAAUCGAUGAAAUUGUCGAAAGAUUAUGAUCCAAAUGGUGAUAGACAACUUAUAGCUGUUAGCAAAAUAGAUAAUGAAUUGUACUUUAAACAUGUCUAG
This is a messenger RNA of Didymodactylos carnosus, 420 nucleotides long. NCBI's taxonomy places the organism in Eukaryota, Metazoa, Rotifera, Eurotatoria, Philodinida, Philodinidae. The record is from the annotation of a GenBank genome assembly.